Messenger RNA from Sphaeroforma arctica JP610, 1027 nucleotides. RefSeq lists its product as hypothetical. The transcript has a single exon. The annotation marks the transcript as partial. NCBI's taxonomy places the organism in Eukaryota, Ichthyosporea, Ichthyophonida. The record is from RefSeq and is a predicted model, not a curated record.
ACAUUUCCAGAAAUUUGUGUAUGAAACACAGAAUCAGUACUCUCGGGUGACCGUGUUCUUCCUCAAGCACGAGGUGCCGGUGAUAAAGUUCUACACAUCGAGGGAGACCUACAACAAGAAUCGCGCUGUCGAACGCAUACAGCUGAGUAAGUACGAUCACGAAGGAAUAGUUAAGCUUCUCAAGGAUAGGGGGUUUGAGCCCGAUGGGGGUGUCGAGACACCUUCAAGGUAGCAGCUCGGCGCAUUUAUAUUCAACGUAUUACUUUUUUGAGGUAGCAAGUAUGCUGUGGAUAAGGAAUACUUAUGCGAUGACUAUUUAUCUUGUCGACGUCAGGAGGAUAAUAGGUGAGCUGUCAAUUGACUAGCACGACAUAGCCGUCGGGGGAUCAUGCAAGUGCAAGGUAUGAGGUAGCAUAGUUAUUUAUCUGAGCUUUAUUGUCCAUAGUACAUCAGUACGAUGCCAAUGGGCACAACGCGAAUAGCUAUACGAUGUAUACUUAUGAAACGAGAAUGGCGAGCUACUUUCAAAGUAUGUAAGUAUGCGGUAUCAGCGGAAUCGUGCAUCGUUGCCUGGGCCUACAUACUGCCAACUAGUUGUGUGUUGCAAUGAUUUGCUGCCACUUGACUAGUCGAAUCGCUUUAAGAUACUGCAUCAACAGAUAGGGCGCUUGCUCACUGGCUUCGAAGGGGACCUCAAAGGAGUCAUCUGCUGGCAUGGCCUGACAUACGUCCAGCCUUACAAUACGCUUAUUUAUGACUAGAAGUAUGUAAAAAAAACUUGUUUUAUACUUCACCUAUACUUCACCAUCCAUGAUGCCGUUCUCGAAAAAUUCUCGGUUCAACCGAACUCGGAGCUGGCGGAAAUAAAGAGCUGAAGAAAUACUCAGUCGCGAGUAAGCACAUAUACAAACAAAUACGACUUGUUACCACCUGCACACGCAAUAGUCAACUACUGCAUCUCAGGUUACCACCUGCACCUACAAUAGUCAACCACUGCAUCUCUGGUUACCACCUGCACCUACAAUAG